Messenger RNA from Parnassius apollo (apollo), 987 nucleotides. The record is from the annotation of a GenBank genome assembly. NCBI's taxonomy places the organism in Eukaryota, Metazoa, Arthropoda, Insecta, Lepidoptera, Papilionidae.
AUGAUAGCUGGAUAUGGGGCAGUGACUCAGGCCCUUUUAGGGACCCUUCUGACGUGGGGACUUACAGCUCUUGGAGCCGGCUGUGUAUUUUUUAUCCGAGGAAAACAUAGAAAGUUACUUGACGUGUCACUUGGGUUUGCUGCUGGUGUUAUGACAGCAGCUUCGUACUGGUCCCUAUUGGAGCCUGCAAUUGAAAUGUGUCAAGAGUCCGGUAUUUAUGGAGAAAACGGACAAUAUGCUUUCGCACCGAUUGCAGCGGGAUUUUUAUUCGGAGCCGUGUUUGUUUUUGGAACGGAUAAAUUUUUGGAUUAUUUGGGAAUUAACUCAACAAACAUGAUGAUCACGAUAACAAAAAGUAAAGAAUCUAAAGAGAAGCUAGAAGAUUUAGAAAUGAUGACAGCACUCAAUCGUCGGUCUUCAAACCCCACUAGCGUAGUGACACUAGAACAGCCGGCCGAUUUUGCUGAUUGUAUUAGCAAUCAGCAUACAGCACAACGGAGAAGACCGCACCAUCAUUCUCAUCACUCGCUGAAAGGGGGUGAGGGGGACGCGGAUGAACGCCGUGAAAGCGCCGCUCGAGCGUUGGAAGCGAGACAGUCUCAGUGGAAACGGAUUAUGCUACUAGUGGUCGCCAUUACUGUGCACAAUAUACCUGAGGGUCUAGCAGUCGGUGUCUCUUUCGGCGCUGCUGCUUCCUCAUCUAAAGCGUCAUUCCAAAGUGCAAGGAACUUGGCGCUUGGCAUCGGUAUCCAGAAUUUUCCUGAAGGUCUCGCUGUGAGCUUACCCUUGCAAGCCGCGGGCUUUUCAGUAUGGAGAGCUUUCUGGUAUGGCCAACUGUCUGGCAUGGUGGAGCCGGUGUUCGGCGUUCUGGGUGCAGUGGCUGUAUCUGCCGCUCAGCCCGUUUUACCUUACGCGCUGGCCUUUGCUGCUGGUGCGAUGAUCUACGUCGUUGCCGACGACAUAAUACCUGAAGCGAACGCAUCGUAA